Molecule: messenger RNA, 705 nt
Organism: Heterostelium album PN500
Lineage: Eukaryota; Evosea; Eumycetozoa; Acytosteliales; Acytosteliaceae
Exons: 4
Coding region: 1-705 (234 amino acids)
Source: RefSeq, a predicted model, not a curated record
AUGAUGAAACUUUCACAAGUUCAAAAUUACCCUAAAGUCGGUAUAUUUUGGAACCUGUGGGAAGCAGCAGUUCCUCCAUUGGUUCCAGUGUGCAACAUUUUCUAUUCUUUGAAAAUGUAUGCAUCGGCAUUUGGUGUCUUGAAACAAUUUCUAGUUGUUUCCGAUAUUGCAAAUGCUGUCCAUUCAAGAUAUUAUACAACCAAGUUGGAAUUUAAACAACUUGGAAUUCCAUUAAUUGAAGUUUCAACUUCAAACAAUAAUCAAAAACCAAUAUCAGAUAGAUCAGAAAUUGUAUCGAAAAUAUGGGAAUUCAUUUAUGAUAACUAUGAACUAUCUACAAAUAAUGGAAUUCAUAUAAUAUUGAUAGAUAGGAAAGGUCAAGAGUAUUCCUUACUUAAAUCUCUAAAAUCACGUGGCAUCAAUAUCACCACUCUGCCCUCUCCAUUCCCACCAAUGAAAUAUAAGAGUGUUUCACCAGAUUCACAUAGUUAUUUUUCUGAAGAUAUUGAUCUCAAUUAUUCAAACUAUAGUGAAUUAUAUUCUAAUAAUUUAUUACAACCAACCGAUAAUCUUUAUCAAGAUGAAGAUAUUUCAAAUUAUAAUCUAAAUUCAAUUGAUAAUGAUAACAAUAACAAUAAUAUAGAUAAUUUAUUAAUCGAAUCAAGUUUUGAAGAAAAUAAUAUAGAAGAUCCAUCACCAUCAUAG